AUGGCAUUUAGGUUAAAUCAGAACAACUUUUUCCACCGGGGUAGUGGUAACGAUUCAUCCAAGUCUUACGGGAAAGGCAGUAACUCAUCAUUUGAACGCUAUCCAACUCGUGAAGAUUCCAAGGAUUCCUCCAAAGAUGAUUCGACCAACAACAAGAGUACGCAACAGCAGAGUAGUGAAAAGCCAAAAGACGAUAAAGGGAGAGAACAUAAUGGUCCUGGUCACCAGAACGGGUCAGUUGACGACAUUACUAAAAUGCUUCUAAAGUAUCAUUCGACACGUUUUAAAGAAUGCAAGAGACUCGCCAACUCUACAGAUACCAACGAAACUGAAUCUAAGGGCUCAGUAAGUCCUGAAGCCAAGACGGAGUCACCUGAAGCCUCACACAAAUCCUACAGGUACAAUUACAGCUACAGGUCUUCAUACUCUCGCGAAAGGACUCACGAUCGUCAUAAAUUCAAAUCUGACCGUUAA
Molecule: messenger RNA, 474 nt
Organism: Theileria annulata
Lineage: Eukaryota; Apicomplexa; Aconoidasida; Piroplasmida; Theileriidae
Exons: 2
Coding region: 1-474 (157 amino acids)
Source: RefSeq, a predicted model, not a curated record